Molecule: messenger RNA, 1145 nt
Organism: Didymodactylos carnosus
Lineage: Eukaryota; Metazoa; Rotifera; Eurotatoria; Philodinida; Philodinidae
Source: the annotation of a GenBank genome assembly
AUGGAAAUGAUCAACUUUAUCCACGAUGAGUGUGAUAAACGCAACCGAGAAAGUCCGACCACAGACAAUCGGCUCGACAAUUCAAUACCGACUAUGAGCCUUAGUACAAUUUCAUGUGACCGUGAGGAGGAGGAUUUCAUGCAAGUGUUAACAGAAAAAACUGAAACCGUAUUCGGACGAUCCGUACCUCCAUUGAUGGCCAGUGUUUUCGGAGAGUUCGUUAGAAAUAUUCUUUUCGAACAUCACUACGACCUCGAAAAGCUUCGAUUCAAAGAAAAGCUGACGAUGAAUAGUAUUGAUGCAUUUGUUCGUGAUCUUCAAGCAACACAUGAUUCUGUAGAUGCUUUUCGAGCUGCGUGGGAUGGAAAAGUUCAACUGGUGAAGGAUUUUCUUGGUCAGUAUCCAACAUUCAAGGAUAAACCUGGUCCUUGGGGCACAACGCUCCUCUAUUCAGCAGCGAGAAACAACAAAAUAUCCGUGGUUGAGUAUCUUGUUAGCGAUGCUCGUUGUUCGGUCAAUGCCCAAAAUCAACAACAUUUCGAGAGAGCUCUAUCGACUGAAACGAUCACCGCUGCUGAUUAUCAAGUCUCACCGAAAUUCGGCUCUACCGCAUUGCACGGAGCAUGUUUUGCUGGGCAUCUGAGGGUUGUGCAAUAUUUGAUUGAGCACGGUGCGAACUAUUUUAUUCGUAAUCAAGCGGAAGAAACUUCUGUUUUGAAUGCUGAAUUACACCCAGACAUUGUGGAAUAUUUGCGAAAUCUGCUUAAUCGUGGUUAUUUGAAAGAACAAAGCAAGCUGCCAGAAACUCCAAUCACUCAAAUGAAUCAACGAUCCUCUAAAGAUUGUGUCUGGGAAUUCUUGCCCUUUCUCGAGAGACGUUGGCUUCCGUUUCAGGAAAAUGAAUCGAAUGAGUUGAAUCAAUCAUUAGUAGUCAACGAGGGACAACAGUUCAAUCGGGAAAUUCAAUGGAACAUGACCCACACUGUGUCGAUGGUUCAGUUUCUUCGACGCGGUAAUCAGCAGGAAGACCUCGCUUGGAUCCGAUGUCGAGGCUCAUCCAUUCUGAAUUUUGACUGCUAUGCGCUAUGGCAACUCCUAUUCCUUAAGCAUCCAAACGGGAAAUCGAAUUCUAACGAUCGAAUGUC